CCUUUUCAUCUACAAUAAGCGCAGCCAACUUCGUGAGUCUUGUUCUUUUUUCCGGUUGACUUUGACUAGCAAGAUGCCAGGUGUCACAGUGAAGGAUAUUGAUCAACAUGCCGUCACCAAGGCGGUCGCUGUUUUCCUUAAGAAGACUGGCAAAUUGAAGGUGCCCGACCAGAUGGACAUCAUCAAGACCGCCAAAUUCAAGGAACUGGCACCCUACGAUCCCGACUGGUUCUACGUGCGUUGUGCCUCCAUAAUGCGCCAUCUCUAUCAUCGCAGUCCAGCUGGCGUUGGCUCCAUCACAAAGAUCUAUGGCGGACGCAAACGUAACGGCGUGCAUCCAUCUCAUUUCUGCCGUGCCGCUGACGGCGCUGCUCGCAAGGCACUGCAGGCUCUCGAGCAUGCCCGCCUUGUUGAGAAGCACCCCGAGGGUGGCCGCAAAUUGAGCUCGAUCGGACAGCGGGAUCUGGAUCGCAUUGCCAAUCAGAUCGUCGCCAAGCAGCGAGAUGCUGGCAAACAAACUGGCCCAAUUGUUAUUUCCAAGUAAAAUUUUAUAUGUGGACAACGCGACGAGAAGUCUAUAAAAAUACAAAUCUUAUAUUUUAGACUUGUAAGAGUUUUCUUUGCAUAUGCAAAAGCUGGCGAUAAUAUAAACAUAAAUCACUGAA
Messenger RNA from Drosophila arizonae, 665 nucleotides. RefSeq names its product Ribosomal protein S19a (gene RpS19a). NCBI's taxonomy places the organism in Eukaryota, Metazoa, Arthropoda, Insecta, Diptera, Drosophilidae. Gene Ontology annotation, biological process: ribosomal small subunit assembly; translation. Gene Ontology annotation, molecular function: RNA binding; structural constituent of ribosome. The record is from RefSeq and is a predicted model, not a curated record. Gene Ontology annotation, cellular component: cytosolic small ribosomal subunit; ribosome.